Molecule: messenger RNA, 366 nt
Organism: Hibiscus syriacus
Lineage: Eukaryota; Viridiplantae; Streptophyta; Magnoliopsida; Malvales; Malvaceae
Product: dehydrin HIRD11-like
Exons: 1
Coding region: 1-366 (121 amino acids)
Source: RefSeq, a predicted model, not a curated record
AUGUCGGUAAUAGUAGAUAAGUUGAAGGACAUGAUGGGAGGCGACAGUGACGACGAGAAGAAAGGAGAAAAGAAGGACAAACAUCACAAAGAUAACAAGGAUCACAAGCAUCACAAAGACCACAAAGAUGAAGGGAUGGUGGAUAAGAUCAAGGACAUGAUCCACGGUGACAAAGACAACGACGACAAACACCACAAGAAAGACAAAGACAAAGACGAUAAGCAUCACAAGAAAGACAAAGACGACAAGCAUCACAAGAAGGAUAAGGACGAUCAUGGUAGCGAUGGAGAGAAGAAGAGGAAAAAUAAGGGGAAGAAGAAGCAUGGAGACGGCCAUAAGAGCGGUAGUGACAGUGAUAGUGAUUAA